This is a messenger RNA of Portunus trituberculatus (swimming crab), 2103 nucleotides long. RefSeq lists its product as uncharacterized. Bases 1153 to 1971 code for a protein of 272 amino acids. The record is from RefSeq and is a predicted model, not a curated record. The transcript has 3 exons. NCBI's taxonomy places the organism in Eukaryota, Metazoa, Arthropoda, Malacostraca, Decapoda, Portunidae.
CCUCACCUCUGCCCUACUUCCUUCACUCCCCCUUCCUCCUCUCACCCCAUUCCCUCUCCCUCCUCUCUCCCUCUCUCUUGUCAGUCAUCUCUCACUUCAGUCCUCGUCUCUCCUUUGACUCGUAAACAAGUGCUCCCCCGUCCCCUGUCCCCCCCCCCACCUAUCCAGUCAGUCAGUCAGUCAGUCAGUCAGUCUUCCUGGUGAUAUUUUGUCCUCAUUCCACUUGUUUCCACUUUCUAUACGUGUGUCUUGAAUUAGGGGCAGUUUAGUGGUGUGUCUCUCACCGCCACAUCCUAUCACACAUCCCGCUCUUAGCCUGUCCUGUCCAUAGCUAAGCCUGUGGCACUCAUCACCUCCAAUACACCUGCAAAACACUGGAAAAACACCAUUUAAGGCACUUCACUUUUAGAAACACCCUGACACACCACAAAGCACACACAAUAAACACCUCAUAGCACACGGAACACCCCAAACAACACUUAGAACUACAUGAAACACUGCAAAGACAUAGAGAGAUGCCUCAAAUUAUCUCGAAACAAAGAAAUUAUCAUUGAAAAAUCUUGUUGAAUACCUUAAAAACGCACAUACACACUCCAAAACACCCCAAAACACCCCAAAACACCCAAAUCACCCCAAAACACCCUACAGCAUCUUAGAGACACACAUAUGUACCUCAAAACACCUCAACACACCCCAAAACACCCUACAACACUCUACAAACACACAGACAUACCAUAAAACAUCCUAAAAACACACAAACAUACCCCCAAUCACCCGGAAACAGGAAACACACCCCAAAACACCUCGAGACACGCGAAACACAUCCAGAACACUCCAAACACACGAAACACGCCCCAAAACACACAAAACACACGAUACACACCCCAAAACGCACAAAACACACCUCAGAACAUCCCAGAAUACACCCAAAACACCUCAAAACACGCGAAACACCCCCAAACAUACGAAACACACCGUCAAAACACACCAAGACACCCAAACACACCCCAAAACACCCGAAAACUCACGAUAAACCUUACAAAACACACGAAACACAUCCCAAAACACCCCAAAACACACCCCCAAGACACCUCUAAACACACCAAGACACCCUUAAAACACCCCAGUGACUUCUCGCAGCGCACAGCCACCAUGGAGCGAGUUACUGUUACUUUUGUUACCAACGUUAACAUUCCACUGUUCAGUAAGUUGGGGCCGAGACCAGUAGGGACUGUUCUGAUGGCCUUCCCUAUUGUUCUCUUCCUUGAUUCACUCGAUAAGGACUAUUUUGAUGAGUUUUACGAAGAUCUAGAAGACUCAGAGGACAGGAAUGAUCUGAAGCACUCCCCUCUCCCUUAUCCGGACCCUGGUUUAACGUAUCCGGACUACUAUGGGGAUUACUAUGGGGAUUAUAAUGAAUUGACUGGUCUUUCAUAUUCUUCGUCUUAUUUUCCUGUGUCGUCUGGUCAGUUCUCGUCGUCUGGUCAAUAUUAUUACCCCUCCUCCUCCUCCUCCUCCUUCUCUUCUUCUUCCUCGUCUCCUUCCUCCUCCUUCUUCUCUUAUUCUAGAGUAAAAAGAGGAGUUUCAUCACCCAACAGUGGAAAUGUUAACAAUUUGCCGCCUCUUGAACUGGGAAAGACCAGGAACCUAGCAGAGGACCAGCUGGCAUUAUUUUACCACCUGGAGACGUCCUUGACAGUGGCGGGCGUGGACGGGCGGGCGUGUAUGCUGAGGGCGGUGUGUGAGGGACAGAGUAAGCGGCUUAUUGCUCUUAACCUCUUGGGACACCUGCUCACCGCCUUCCUCACGCCACAAGACAAGACCCUCCUAAAGCCGUACUGGGAGGCUGCCGAAGUGGGGCGGGCCGGGACGAGGGGCGGCCGAUGCGCUAAACACUACCCAGGAUGUCCAGUCUCGCUCCUCGACAUCUUCAAGCUUGCCAGACGUAACCCUAUGAUGCCCACACACUGAAGCGGUCCAUCAUCGUCAGCAGCAGCGGCGGUGGUGGUGGUGGUGGUGGUGGUGGUUGUUCUGUGUUUUGUACGGGACCUGUUGUUGUUGUUGUUGUUAUUUUUUUUUUUUUUUUGUGUGUUUGUGUUUUGG